Molecule: messenger RNA, 1640 nt
Organism: Coffea arabica (coffee)
Lineage: Eukaryota; Viridiplantae; Streptophyta; Magnoliopsida; Gentianales; Rubiaceae
Product: probable E3 ubiquitin-protein ligase RHA4A
Biological process (GO): protein ubiquitination
Molecular function (GO): transferase activity
Source: RefSeq, a predicted model, not a curated record
CCAAAUGUGUAAAUUAACGUAACAAGGUAGAGAAUCAUCACAAUCUUAUCUUUAAUCUCCCGUACAAGUACAACACCUGCUGAUCAUCCCACUCCUCAACUCUCCCUCCUUUUGGUUUCCACCUGAAUCCAGAAAAGAUGAAGACAAGAGAGGGAUCUUUUGCCGUGGCAAAGUUUCGAGCUUGUCGCAUUAACUGAAAAGCGAGAAGAAUUUCCCACGUUUUGCUCAUCACUUUAAUACUGUUAAGUCCUUUUAGGCCGACAAUGUAUGUAACUACCAUAUAUACCUCCUGUCUAACAGCCUUCUGAUCUCAUUCUUUUUAACCUCACUUAAUAAAACCAUCACGAAAUCUUAGACCUUUUAUAAAUAUUCAUGGGGUUCGAUCCUCAAUCUCCGAGCCCUUCUCACUUUUAUUCCCAAGAACUUCAGCUUAAACUGUACCAGGCGUUUAUAUUCUCAAUCCCAAUACUCUUUUCCAUCAUUCUGUUUCUCCUGUUUUACUUGUUCUAUCUCAAGAAGAGAGUUUCCACUAUUUCUUCACCUUCAGCAAACCUUCCGGAAAGCUCAAAUCAAGCGGCCCUUGUUCAUUCAUCGGGGACAGAUGUGGAGAUCCUCAAGGAAAAGCUCCCGGUAAUACUAUUUGAUGAACAUUCAAAGGCCAAGGAGACGCUGUGCUGUGUUUGCCUUGGUGAAUUUGAGGUCAAAGAGGAACUGCACCAGCUCCCAUCGUGCAAACAUGUUUUUCAUACUGAAUGUAUACGUCAUUGGCUCCAUUCAAACUCAACUUGUCCACUUUGCAGAUGCUCUGUUGUUAUUUCAACCAAAAAUAGCAACCCUGAGCCACCUGCAUCUGGAAAUAACCUACCCACUCCAGAUGCUCAGAACUCCAACCAGAGUCCGCGAGUCUUCUAUGCAGAACAGCAAGAGCAACUAAGUAUAGUUGUGACAGAUGUUGAAGAUUUUACAGGAGAACAUCGUAUAGUUCCAAAGGAAGGAUCAUCAGGAUCUAGUGAUUCUGUUUGCAUUGACAACGAACAAACUAAUUUACAUGCAGAAUCAGUCAUUAUCAGGAUUCAAGGUUCGAACACGUAAUCUAGAACUCUGUUCUUGCACCUUUUGUACAGAAUGUGGAGAAAUGGUAAUUUAUCACCACACAUGACUCGAAACAACAAACCAGGAUUGCUUGAUGAAUCAACAGCUUGAACAAGGAUAAAGUGGGAAGACAAAUUGUCUCACAGAAUUGUGGAGCUGCUAAAAGGUGCAGCCUCAGAAGAAUUCGUAGCACUGAUUUGCCCUCACUCCCUUAUUCAAUUGCCAAUAAGCUAAAUUUGGAUUUGUUAUGAUCUAAGAGGGCAAAAAGGGCUCCCCUCUUUAUCAUAUUGAAUCGGAGUGUUGAAAUUCUGACCUGGGCACAAGCUAAGUUCAGAUACCGGAUGUCAUGGAAUGUAAACUGUAGUUUAUUUUCCCUCCUUUUCCACUUAUACACGUAAUUGACUGUAAACCUUGUCAGGAAAGCCUCAGUGUCCAGUUGUUCUAAUUGCGGAGGUAUUCCUUUUUCUUUAAAGAACGUAGCUUCCACCAUGAAUCAGAGAGUUGUCCAUGGAGAAGUAAAGUAAUUUAAAGCUAUAUCAGGAUAUUCU